Molecule: messenger RNA, 1669 nt
Organism: Penaeus vannamei (Pacific white shrimp)
Lineage: Eukaryota; Metazoa; Arthropoda; Malacostraca; Decapoda; Penaeidae
Source: RefSeq, a predicted model, not a curated record
GUCGCGUUCGCCAACAACCCCAUCACGGGCUUCCUCAUAAUGGCCGGGAUGUUCGUCGGCAACAUCAACGUGUUCUGGGCGUGUCUCCUCGCGGGCGUGGUGGGCGUUGCGUUCAGUAAGGUGCUCAACCAGCCGGAGAACCUCAUAAGUGACGGCGUCGUGGUGUUCAACGGCAUCCUGGUGGGCUGCAUUUCGGUGGCUGUGUUCCCGCCUCUCUCGGGACACCAGAUCGACUCCCUCUUCUGGCUAUACGUCACCAUUGCUGUUGUCAUAACAUCCUACGUGGACAAAGGCCUCAAUGCUCUCAUGGCGGCUUCGAAGCUCCCAGCUCUGUCCAUCCCGUUCAACUUUUCCGCCGCCAUUAUGCUACUGAGCAUGCGCAGCGCCGCCAACCUCCAGGGCGCCCAACUCCCGGGGGUCGACGGCGCCAACGGGACAGCGGAGGUCAAUGUCACGCAGGAGAUAGAGUGGGGGAAGGUGUUCGAGGGCACACUUCUGGCUUCGGGGCAGAUCUAUGGCGUUGGCACCGUCGACUCUUCCAUCCUUGUCUGGCUUGGCUUCUUCCUGUUCUCUCCUCUUCUCACUGUCUUCUUCUACAUGGGGAGCGUCAUUGGCACUAUGAUCGGGUUGCUGGUGAGUACCGCGCCCUACACAGAUGUCUAUCUAGGACUUUGGGGCUACAAUGCUAUGCUGUCAGCUGGAGGCCUCUCGUAUUUCCUGGUCCCUCUGCCAGGUGUAUUCGUGGGUGCUAUUGUUGCAGCUUCCCUGGCAGGCGCAGUCCAGGCCGCAACAGUGCAUAUAUUUUCAGCGACAGCUGUUCCGGUGUUCUCAUACCCUUUUAACGUGGCGACUCUGCUGCUCCUCGCCAUCAGCACGUCAGACGACCCGCCUUUUGUGUGGGUCGGGAACAAGACUUUUCCUGAACAGCACCUCGUCAGGUACUUCAGCGAGGAGAAGAGGCUACAGAACGAACGCAGUCUGCCUGAAACGGAGGAACCGCUACAAACUAUUGUGAAAUAAGUUCUAUGAAGUGGUUGUUGCAGAGUUUCCACUGAUAUUUCCUCAAAAUCGCUUGAUUGAACGUUAAAAGCUGUUAGAUACAAGAGAAAAAGUACCUCUUUGUUCCCGCUAGAAAAGACUUGAAUAAUCGCUAUGUAGCGUGUAAUCUUUCCAAACUUUCCCGCUAAAUCUCAGGAACUCUAAAUCUAGCGUGAAAGGCGCUAGAAUGGCAACACUGGGCAGUUGGCUUAGCAGUUGUAUGUAAAUUAAGGGCAGUUGUGUGUCCGUUUGUUAGGUGUAUAAUCCCAUGGCGUUAUUUUUACGCUAUCUUUGUUUUAUCUUAGUGUUGGUAGUACUGACGCAGCGAUAUAAUUUUGUCUUUGCCAUUGCACUUCUUAUUUCUAUUUUUUUUGUUAUUAUUAUGGUCAUUAUUACUAUUAUUAUCGUCGUUAUCAUUCUUAUCAUCACUGUUAAUCAUUAUUACUUUUUUAUUGUUAUAAUCUUCGUAACCAUUAUCAUGUGUUCGUAUUUUCACUGUUUAUAUUCCUCUCUACUUUUCUUGUCAUGCGGAUUUCCAUAGAGAUAUAUAUUCCCAUAGAGAUAUAUAUUCCCAUAGAGAUAUAUAUUCCCAUAGAGAUAUACAUUCCCAUAGAGAUAUAUAUUCCCAUAG